Synchiropus splendidus (mandarinfish) is the source of this 5962-nucleotide messenger RNA. It is a transcript of the gene magi3a, whose product is annotated as membrane associated guanylate kinase, WW and PDZ domain containing 3a. The record is from RefSeq and is a predicted model, not a curated record. Gene Ontology annotation, molecular function: protein binding. Bases 575 to 4744 code for a protein of 1389 amino acids. Gene Ontology annotation, biological process: signal transduction. NCBI's taxonomy places the organism in Eukaryota, Metazoa, Chordata, Actinopteri, Syngnathiformes, Callionymidae. The transcript has 21 exons. Gene Ontology annotation, cellular component: cytoplasm.
CACGGAAAAAAAGUUGUGAAGUGUGUUAGUGGGUGUUGGUGUGUGUCUCGCCUCCUGUGUGUUUCUGCGCUUUUGUGGUUAAAACUAAACCUUCAUGGAAGUUGGUUAACUUUAAAAACAACAACCGAGGACACAGAGCUCAACCCGACUGGACGGAAUUCGCCGUCUUCCCUCUCGGUCCAGGUAUGUUGUUCCGUCUCCAAGCGAUGUUUUGCUGAUGUCAUCCCGGGGGAGGAGAGGAGGCGGCGGCUGGAGAGCAGGACAGGUGCGCGGACUUGCUUCCAGUUGGAUGAAGGUUUGAUCCCGGACCGAGAAGCUGCUGCCGUUUGGCUCAAGUUUCUUCUGAAUGAAGGAGUUUCCAUGCUUUCCGGGAGCCCGCUCUGGAUUACUAAGGAUAUCCCUGACGCUUCCUCUCUCUCUGGAUCUUGCAGCUUCUUCACAACUGGAGUGGAGUGUGUCGGUUCGAGACCGAGCAGCAGCUUCAAUGCGGCACUGACGCAGCUGAUCCUGCUCCUCAGGCAGGAGAUGGUCCACACAUCCAUCACCGCCAGCCGGAUUUGAACCCUUCAGCCGGAUGACUGACCCAGGUGCCGCCAACACCACCAUGUCCAAGACCCUGAAGAAGAAGAAGCACUGGUCCGCUAAGGUCCAGGAGUGCAGCGUGUCGUGGGGGGGAUCCGGGGAGCUGGUGACCGUGGUGGAGGUCCGCGGCGGAGCGGAGCUCGGAGAGUUCCCCUACCUCGGACAGCUCGCACCGGAGGCGCUGGUGUGCCUUGCCGGGAGGUUCCCCUGCAGCGGGGACGUGCUGUUGGAGGUGAACGGGACCCCGGUUAGUGGACUCACCAACCGAGACACACUGGCGGUCAUCAGACACUUCAGAGAACCGGUUCGCCUCAAGACCGUGAAGCCAGGUAAAGUGCUGAACACUGAUUUGCGUCACUACCUCAGUCUGCAGUUCCAGAAAGGCUCCCUGGACCACAAGCUCCAGCAGGUGAUCAGGGACAACCUCUACCUGCGCACCAUUCCGUGUACGACCCGGCAGCCCCGAGAGGGCGAGGUACCAGGAGUCGACUACAACUUCAUCAGCGUCGGAGAGUUCCGCGAUCUGGAAGAGGCUGGACUGCUGCUGGAGAGCGGAACUUAUGACGGAAACUACUAUGGCACCCCUAAACCUCCCGCAGAGCCCAGCCCUGUCCAGCCCGACCUGGUGGACGCAGUCUUGUUUGACGAAGAAUACGACUCGGAGGUCCAACGGAAGCGAACAACUUCGGUCAGUAAGAUGGACCGUAAAGACAGCAGCACGGCACCAGAGGAGGACGAAGAAGAGGAGAGGCCUCCGAUGGUGAACGGCCUGUCUGAGCACAAGGACAAGGCGGAGUGGAGGAAGACCGUGCCCAGUUACAGCCAGUCAGCGGCCGCCAUGGACAUGCGGGUGUGGACGGCACUGUCACAGGAGGACAGUCAGGAGCCACUGCCGAAAAACUGGGAGAUGGCCUACACUGAGACGGGCAUGGUCUACUUCAUCGAUCACAACAGCAAGACCACCACCUGGUUGGACCCCCGUCUGGCUCGGCGAGCCAAACCUGCCGAGAAAUGUGAAGACGGAGAGUUGCCCUUCGGCUGGGAGCGGAUCGACGACCCUCAGUUUGGAACCUACUACGUUGACCACAUCAAGCAGAAGACUCAGUUUGAGAAUCCGGUCCAGGAGGCGAAGAGAAAGUUGAGCAACGACGCCCCGACUGCUGCAGCGUCUCCGCCGCCUGCCGCCACGCCCACAGUGGAGGAGCCUGCACGGGGAGCGCGGGGCUUCACCAGAGACCCGUCUCAGCUGCAGGGCUCUAUACUGCAGACCGCUCUGAGGAAAAGCCCACAAGGUUUUGGCUUCACCAUCAUCGGAGGAGACCGACCCGACGAGUUCCUCCAGGUGAAGAACGUUCUCGCUGAGGGGCCGGCGGCGCACGACAACAAGAUCGCGUCAGGAGACGUGAUCGUGGAUAUCAACGGCUCCUGUGUUCUGGGAAAGACUCACGCUGACGUGGUCCAGAUGUUCCAGUCCAUCCCUGUGAACCAGUACGUGGACCUGGUCUUGUGCCGGGGAUACCCCCUGCCCGAGGACUCCAGCAGCAGCGAAGAGGCCUCUGGAGGUCUCGGCACAUCCAAGGACACGUCCCCUUCUCCAUCCUCGUCCACGCCACAGGACACUCACUACACGGAUGGAUCAACCAUGCCCAGACCGUCGGCGUCAGUUCCACCCAUGACCAACGGGGGGCGCCACCACCACCACCACCACCAUCAUCCUCACCAUCAUCAUCUUCACCAUCAGCCCCAACACAACCAGGAGGGCCCCGACCCCACGCUGCUGCAGCCCGAGCUGGUCAGCGUGCCCCUCAUGAAAGGACCCGGCGGGUUCGGCUUUGCCAUCGCUGACUGCCCGCUGGGCCAGAAGGUGAAGAUGAUCCUGGACGCUCAGUGGUGCCGCGGCUUGCUCAAGGGCGAUGUCAUCAAAGAGAUCAACCGACAGAACGUCCAGACACUGAGCCACUCGCAGGUGGUGGACAUCCUGAAGGACCUGCCCGUGGGCAGCGAGGUCAACGUACUGGUGCUGAGAGGAGGUCAGACGUCACCUGUGAAGUCGCUGAAGCCGGUGGCGACACCCACAUCUGGACCGUCUCCUCACUCCAACCACUCUGGGUCACAGCAGAUCCUCCCUGGGCCGCAGCAGCAGGUCCACCAUGGCUCUCAUCAGCACAUCCCACAUAACCAGCGGCAGGAGAUGGUCAGCAGCACUGAGACUCUGAGUCACCCCGAGGUUCCGCCCAACCCACUGUCCGGCAACACGCUCAGGUCCUCCUCCCCAAAACCGGACGCAUCAGAACUAUACCUCAAGUCCAGAGCCCUGCUGGAGAGUCAGCCUCCGAACACCAAGGAUCUGGACGUCUUCAUCAAGAGAAACCAGGAGUCGGGAUUUGGCUUCAGAGUUCUGGGAGGAGAAGGACCGGAGCAGCCGGUGUACAUCGGCGCCAUCGUGCCACUCGGCGCAGCAGAGAAGGACGGACGCCUGCGGGCGGGAGACGAGCUUCUGUGCAUCGACGGCGUGGCAGUCAAAGGGAAGUCCCACAAACAAGUCCUGGAGCUGAUGACCAACGCGGCUCGCAACGGCCAGGUCAUGCUGACCGUCCGACGGAAACUGGUGCAGUCAGACGCGGCGCCGGACCAGGAGCUGCCAACCGGGACACCGGCAGUCGCCAGCUCUCCCAGAACCCCCCGGGCUGAGCCCCCCAGACCUCAGCAGACCCGACCUGAGUCCUUCGACGUGACGCUGCAGCGGAGAGACAAUGAGGGCUUCGGCUUCGUCAUCCUGACGUCGAAGAACAGGCCGCCCCCUGGUGUGAUCCCGCACAAGAUCGGACGGAUCAUCGAGGGGAGUCCCACGGACCGUUUGGGUCAGAUGAAGGUCGGCGACCGGAUCUCUGCCGUCAACGGUCGUUCCAUCAUGGAGCUCUCGCACAACGACAUCGUGCAGCUCAUCAAGGAGGCGGGACACGCAGUGACCCUCACCGUGGUCCCUGAGGACGACUCGGCACCACCUUCUGCCAGCAACUCGGCAAAGCAGAGUCCAUCAGCUCAACACAGGGCUGUUGGGCAGCAGCCGCCCAGCUACCAUGACAGAAACGGUGAUCAACAGAGAGACACUGGAACGACGAUCCCGUCCGGACCCAAACAGGGCUGUUUUGUGGUGGAGCUGGAGCGCAGCAAUCGAGGAUUUGGCUUCAGUCUGAGAGGAGGGAAGGAGUACAACAUGGGCCUGUUCAUCCUGAGACUGGCGGAGGACGGGCCGGCCCUGAGGGACGGCAGGAUCCACGUGGGCGACCAGAUUGUGGAGAUCAACGGCGAGGCCACUCAGGGCAUCACGCACACUCGGGCCAUUGAGCUGAUCCAGGCCGGGGGUCACCGAGUCCACCUGCUGCUCCGGCCCGGCCAGGGUCUGGUCCCGGACCACAGUUUGAAGGACAGAAGUAACAUGCCAACAUAUUCCAGACUCACCGAGGGUUCCUCUCCUCCCUCCCCCCUCACUACCUCUGACAUCUCCCCCUCCUCUCCCAAAACGCUCGAGUCCUCCUGGAGGGAGAGUGCAGGCUCCCCAGGAGCCAGAGUCCAGCAGCAGACCAUCAGCCCAGGACACCAGACCCACAGGCCGGGUCGUGGGGACUCCAACCCCACCAGCCCCAAGAGAGUGGAGCCGGCCGAGCGCUCCCAGAGUCCCAGGAAGGCUGAGAGGGGGACGGGGGGUGAGGACAGGAAGGCCCACUCUUCCAGUCCCAGGAAGAAGAAGGACGAGGAUCUGGCCGUGAAGGAGCCUCACAGUCCCAGGCGUCCAGCGGGGCAGCAGCCCGGGACCUCCUCUGCUGAGACCCAGGACUGGAGGCAGGACGACGCCACCUACUGGCAGGACGGCGCGGAGAGGGCCUGGGCCACCGGGGAGCGGAAGAGGGGCAAGAGGUCUGAACAUGAAGCUGCAGCUCAGAAACACCACAGGGAGAGGAUUGGAUCAGACCCAGACCAGAGCCUUCGCAGGGACAAGGGGGAGCACCGAAGUCAGCACCAGAGCGAAGCCAGGACUGAGCUGAGGGGUUCCAGUGGCAACAUGCAGGACUACAGCGCGGCCGCGAAGAAGGCUCAGAUCACCCCGGGUCCCUGGAAGGUCCCCAGCUCGUCCCGCAUCCAGUCCCAGGUGGACAUCUGACCCGACCCCAGCCGGACCACCACUGUGUAACCAGCGACCGUAGCUUGUCAUCACGUCAUUCCCUGCCUCCAGUGUACCCAAGGAGCUGAAGAAUCACUGUGAGACCAUGAAGUUUUGAGGGUCCCAGUCCACGGGUGCUGCCCUGACAACCAGUCAGACCAUGUGACCUGUUGAACUGUUGAGUGUCGCUGAGCGCGGCCCAAGCACCACAAGGACCCGGGCCCGGUUCCGUUUCGACGUCCUUCCCGAACUCGACCCGACACUCGUGCUUCUCACGUCACUCAGCCGAAAUGUAACUUCGCACGUUUACGAGCCCGCGUCAUCUGGUGGUCCACUGUGCUGAUUUGCUCUCUGCGUAUUGCCACUAUAUUUUUAUGUGAACCGCCGUAGCAUCAAUCUAAUCUGAAGGAUUAUUUAUCUGAGAAUAUAUCUCCACACUUUAGUCGAUUGUCGCGUCUCUGUCUUCCGCUCGUCGACGGAGACGAUUUAUCAUUGUGACAGAUGUAGUUUUAUAUAUGCGACCCUCAAUGUGAAACCUGACUCCGUGUAAAUAGUUGAAGGUUUUCAGUCGUCGAGUCGAUCUGGUGUGUUGCUGUCGAGUUGAUGCAGUUUGUUGCAUGUGCAGUAGGUGGCGCUGGUGCGCUAACGAGGAACGCUAUUUCACCAGUUUAACAAACUUUUUCUUUGUCAAAUAAUCCGUUCAAAAUUGAUUCGAACCAUAUAGAUGAUGAAGUUAAUUUAUUUCUGAGCUAAGCCCCUCCUUUAAUUCGGCACCUGGAAAAUGUGAAGCCAUUAGUUUUAGACUUAUUUUUGUAAUGGAGGCCUAAGUGAAUGGCUGAAUCUUCAGUAGCGCUCCAGCGACACCUCGUGGCUCUUUAAGUUAUUGUCCUUCCCGUGUUGUGACGAGCGUGUUCAUGUUGAUACCGUGGCCUUGCGUCGCUCCGACAGUCUUCUUCGAUCAUCACAACUGUUAAUACGUGUACAGCACCUGUAAAGAGAAGAGUCCACGCAGGAAAAGAAUCCUCUGUAAAUCCUUUCAUUAUUUUUUUAAGGGAGAAACAUGAAGUAUAACUCAGUGAUAUAAUGUGCCCAUGAUCUUCUGUUCAUGCACUGAUGAGAAAUAAAAGUCAAUAAAUCAAAGCAAUAUCUGCGUCGCUUCGUCUAAUACUGCGGGCUUCGAGACAUUUCAGAGCCAGUGAGUACUUUGUGUGUUAUACA